Molecule: messenger RNA, 5497 nt
Organism: Dimorphilus gyrociliatus
Lineage: Eukaryota; Metazoa; Annelida; Polychaeta; Dinophilidae
Source: the annotation of a GenBank genome assembly
CAAACUUCACAUAAUCAGUGCCAGACAGAAAAUAUUUCUUUCGAAAACAGGUAAAGUAGAACAGUUUCAAAAUCAAAUAACACUACAAUGUUAUCAUUUCAAACAUAUAGGGCUGAUUAAAGAAUAAUUCAUGAAGAACUUUUUCCUCCUGGGACUUUGUGCUGUGGUAUUUCAAUACUCACAAACGGCCACAGUACCAAGCAGUGAUGUGUAUAAUUGUGAAAGUGGACAAACAGGAGCGCGAACUACAUCAUGUGGAAUGUGCUCUAGUGGACAAAUUCCUUCAUCGGAUCGACUUAAAUGUUUCAAAUGCCCAGAUUUCUGUUCAAAAGGAAAAUGUACACUGAAAACUGAUGUAUCAAAUGAAAAUGACGCAACCUUAUGUUCACAAUGCAUUGAACACUAUUUUCUGGACACUGGAAAAUGCGCAGAAUGUUCAACUGGAUGCAAAAACUGUACAAGUGCAACAUCAUGUCUUGACUGUUACUCUAACUAUGCUAUGAAUGAUGCCACUAAGCUAUGCAUUCCUUGUCCAUCUAACUGUGUUAAAUGCACAUGGAAUUCCGCCACUUCAAAUGUUGAUUGCGACACUUGUGCUGAUAGAUACAUCAAAAAGGACACUGGCUGCACAUCUUGUCUAUCCUACUGCAAAUCUUGUACUUAUAACAAAGACACUGGUGUCAGUUGUAGUUCUUGUGACACAAAUGCAUACAAGGAAAUAACCAAUAAUAUCAACACAUGUAAAUUAUGCUCCACCGCAAUUUCUGGUUGCAACAAGUGUUCUGAUAAGGAUACCUGUACUGAAUGCAUGUCUAAAGCCUAUGCUUUAACAACAUCAAACAAAUGUGAAACAUGUAGUUCCAUUCAUUCAGCAUGCACUGAAUGUGAUGCCAGCAGUGGCACCAACAAAUGUAAGACCUGUAAAAGUGGCUAUUAUCUUAAGGAUGAUUCCUGUUCUGUCUGUCCAAGAAACUGUGACACCUGUGAAGAAACAAAUAGCAUUGUCAAAUGCACGAAAUGUAAAGUUGACUACACAGUAGUUGAUCCAAAGACUUGUGAUAGAUGCCCUGAUAAUUGUCUUGAAUGUGAAGUUUCUGGUAGUAAACUGGUGUGUAAAUCUGGCAGAUGUGCACCAAAAUAUGCUCUAAACUCGGAUAACUUAUGCUCAAAGUGUCCUGAUAAUUGCAAGGCGUGCUCUUGGAGUUCAUCAAAUUCUAGAACAGAAUGUAGUGGAACAGAUGCAAGUCAUUCAUGUGUUGAAAAUGAAGGUGGUAAGUCAUGGGGAAGAAAAAGUGAUGGAAAAUGUAUAGCUUGUCCUGGAAAUUGUUUAAAAUGUUAUUUCAAAUCUUCUUCUGCAUCUUCACCAAUUUGUUAUGCUUCGAAAUGUCAAAAGGGAUUUGCUUUUGAUGAUGAUACUGGAAAUUGUGUUUCCUGUCCUUCUGGGUGUGACUACUGCAAAAAGAGAGAUUCUACUAUAACAUGUCUCAAGUGCAGUGCAAAAUAUGCACCUAAAUAUAAAGUAAAUAUUGCAGCCAUCGAUUCAUGUAUGUCAUGUUCAAUUUCAAACUGCGACUAUUGUGAAGUGAUUGGUGACAAAGUGGAAUGUUUAAGAUCUCCUUGUGCCUCUAAAGCAACCAAUUCAAAUAACAAAAAGUUUUCAUUUUCAAGUAAAACUUGUGCUACAAGUUGUCCUACUGAUUCAAUGUGUGAAACCAAAAAAGUUAAUGAUGAAAAUGAAGCAUGUUUUUGUAGAUCUUGCCCUGACGGAAGUGCUGUAAUUCUAGCAGGAGCAAAUGCCGGAGUGUGUAAAUCUUGUGGAACGGACUGUGAAGACUGUCAACUAUCAGCUGACAAGAUGGAUGUUGAAUGUAAAUCAUGUAAAGGUUCGAAACAAUGGGUAUCAGUUGAAUUAUCUGGAAGUGUGAAAAAAGGAUGUUAUGACUGCACUGCUGCAUCACCUCAAUGUGAAGUUUUGGAAGUUUCUGGAAGUACUUGUAGGUGUAAAUUAGAUAAAUGCAUUGGCGAUAUAUCUUUAGACCCUCUUCGCUCUGUUAUACAAGAGGCUACAUCAAAGCAAAGAUGUAAAGCUUGUGUGGAGGACAUUCCAAAUGCUCUGUGGUGUUCAGGCACUUAUGGUUCACCAUUCACACUUGGUGCUUGUCAAUACGGAUAUAUCAAGAAAACUGGUGCAGACACGUGCAUACCAAUUCCUAGUGACUGUAAGAAAUAUACCGGCGAUGCAGCUGGGCCACCAGCUGCAGAACAUGCAACAUGUACUGAAUGCUUAAAAGGAAAAGUGGUUUCUUCAGGUGCUUGCACACCAUGCCCUUCUGGUUGUUCUGAUUGUAAACCUGUAGGUACUAACCCAGUAAUAUGUACAGCUUGUACAGAACCAAAUAAAAUUGGAAUUGACUGUCUAACGCCAGAAGCUACAUGUACUCCUGCUACAGUUGAAAAUUGUGAUACAAAGUGGGCAUCAGUUGCUCACCCAGCACCCGCUGCAGCUUGUAAAUGUAUUAGAUGCACAGAUACAUUUGCAGUGGGAACAUCUGUGCCUAAUACAAAUAAUACAAUCGGAGAUUGUGCUCCUGGUACACCUGCUGCUCCCCAAAUAACUGAUUGUUUACAACAAUUCAAUAGUCCAGCUGGAAGUGGUACCGUCCAUUGCGUAAGAUGUGUUGAUGGCAAGGAAGUGGUAGGAGACACUACAUGUGCUUCAGUUACUGGGUGCAAAAAUAAUUAUUCAUUUGGAGGACCCGCUGCUGGCUGUUUAAUAGCUGAUGCAGGCAAAAUGAUGGACGAUGGAUCAACAAACACAGUUAUUACAGUUGAUUCUGAAGCUUUAGCAUCAGGCAACUGCAAAGGAUAUUUACCAGGUACGGGAUCACCUACCCCCGCAAAUAAGGGCCGAUGUGGUGGUUGUGCCACUGGAUUUACUCUAGAUUAUUCUCCAACAAAAUAUGACUGUAAAUCAUGUACUGUUUCUGAAUUGGAUCAUUGUACAUUUGCUGUAUCUUCAGGAGGUACAUGUAUGUGUGGAAGAUGUACUGAUGAUGCAGGAGGAAAAGUAUACCACAAACAUCCUACAUUACCAGGAUGUACAGAAAAUGAUGCAAUUACUGGUUGUGAUACUCACACAUUGAAACUUAAAAAUGGAGCAUAUAUAGUAGCAUGUGCUAUCUGUUCAGGUACAAAUGUUUUGGCUGAAGAUGGAUUGUCUUGUGUGGCUUGCUCGAAAACUUGUACUGGAGGAAUCAAAGUAGUUGCAGCUGGUGCAACAUCAUGCACAUGUGAUUGUAGAAGUGUUGGAUUCGAAAAUAGUGCUGGAGAUGAUUGUAUUGCUUGUGCAACAAACACAAAAACAGGAUGUUCAGAGGUACAACUAAAUGCAGAUUCAUGUGAAUGCCAAACAUGCAAUGCCAAUUUUGUUAUGAAAGCAGAUAAGUCAGAAUGUGUUGCUUGUAACACUGGUCCUGGUGGUGCAACUUCCAACUGUAAAAACUGUAACUUAGAUAAUUCUAAUCAAGUCACAGUUUGCUCUGAUUGUGACAGUGGAUAUGCAUUACACACUUCUUCAACACCAGGAACUAAUCCAUCAUGCAUGGCAUGUGGUACAGGAUGUGCAACCUGCACAGUAGAUACAUCUGGAGCUUCUGCUACAACUGAUAAUAAAUGUACAGUUUGUUCAUCUGGUUAUGCUCUCAAUAAUGUAGGGCUUUGUAUUCAGUGUCCUACAUCACCAGAGGCCUGUUCCGAAUGCAGAAUUGAUCCUGAUGAUCAAACAAGAACACUAUGUCUAUCAUUUGGAUGUGCAGCUGGUGCUCUAAGAGACAGCAAUUUUAAUUGUGAUUCAUGCGCCUCUCUUACUGGUUGUGAUAUUUGUGUUAAACAAAUUGGUGAUACUCUGAAAUGUUUGAAAUGUAAUACUGGAUAUUAUAUGGAUAGUAAUAGUGUAUGUCAGACAUGUGUAUCUGGAUGUGAUUUCUGUGUAGAUGGAACAACUUGUAUCCCCAAUGGUUGUAAGGACGGAUAUAUCAGACAUAGAACAGAAGGAACUUGCAUACCUUGUACGGGAAGUGGAGUUUCAAGAUGUGCAUAUGAGACAGCAACAAGUGACGACCUCAUACCAAAGAUAUGCGAAACAGGAUAUAAUUUGAACACUGCUGCUUCACCAGUAGAAUGUGAAAGAUGUGAUCCCAAUUGCAAAAGCUGCAAAACAAAUGGAAAGGACAAAUGUGACUCAGGACAAUGUAACUCUGAUUAUUUCUUUGAUUCUAGUGAUCAAAGAUGUUACAACAAUAAAGCUGGUUGCCUUGCUUCAACUAGAAGUAAUGGAAAGAUCACUUGUUCAUCAUGUAAUACAGCAACUUCGGUACUUUCCAAUGGUGAAUGUAAAACAUGUCCUACUGGUUGUAGUGGAUGUUCAUUUGAUGCUACAACAAGCCAAUUUACUUGUUCAUCAUGUAAAGCACAAUAUUACAAAACAUCUGAUAAUUUGUGUUUGCCUUGUCCAACUGGUUGUAGUGUCUGUUCACUCAAUGGUGAAGCAGUGGAAUGUACAAGUUGUCUUGCAACAUAUGGUUUGAAAGGAACUUCAUGUGAGUUAUGUGGCAUUGGAGAAUGUCAAACAUGUUCUGUUCCAUCUGGUGGAAGUGGUUUGGUUUGUUUAACAUGCUCAAAUAAGUUUUAUUUGAAUAGUGAUGAUUGUGGUCAAUGUCCCAAAUUCUGUAAAGAAUGUUCAUAUAAUCAAAAAUAUGAAUGUACAAAGUGUUAUGAUAGAUAUGCAAAGGCAUCAGAUGGAACAUGUGUACCGUGCCCAUCAAACUGUGAAACAUGUACAGCCAAUGCAGAUAAGACAACAAGAUGUACAAAGUGCAUAUCAAAGUCAUUUUCUUUAAAAACUGAUGGAACUUGUGUACCAUGUUCAGAAGCUGCUUUUGCCAAUUGUGCGACUUGUGGACCAACUCCUUCAGGUGGAAAAGCGAAAUGUGAUAUGUGUAGUGAAGGAUUUACUUUACAAGAUGAUAAACUAGCUUGCGUUUCAUGUUCAAUUAUCGGAUGUGGAUUAUGUACUCAUGGUCGAAUAUGUUCGAAAUGUAAAUCAGGAUUCUAUUUACAUAAUUAUGACAGAGAAUGCGCAAGAAAAUGUUUUGAAUGUAAAGGAAAUCAGGCAGACUGUGGAAAUGAUAUAUCUUCUACCAAGAAUUCUACUGAUAAAGUGAAGGUAAUCGACUGUGGAAUAGGUGAUUGUUGGGCAUAUAGAACAGAAGUUUCAGGAACAAUAACAUUUGCAAGAGGAUGCUCAAAUGAAACUUGCACAUCGGCUAAUGAGAAUGAAAAUUGUAAAACGGCAAAUGGAAAGAAAGAAUGUGUACAGUGCUGUAGAGGAGAAAGAUGUAAUACUUGGGAAUUAGAUGGUAAAGCAGGCGUGGCAGGAUUAUUUGCAGCCUGUUUCAUUAUUGCUGUGUCUUGUAUUCUAUCCAUUUUAAUCAAUUAA